Molecule: messenger RNA, 586 nt
Organism: Nilaparvata lugens (brown planthopper)
Lineage: Eukaryota; Metazoa; Arthropoda; Insecta; Hemiptera; Delphacidae
Product: V-type proton ATPase 116 kDa subunit a3-like
Exons: 2
Coding region: 98-586 (162 amino acids)
Biological process (GO): proton transmembrane transport; vacuolar acidification
Cellular component (GO): plasma membrane; proton-transporting V-type ATPase, V0 domain; vacuolar proton-transporting V-type ATPase complex
Molecular function (GO): ATPase binding; proton-transporting ATPase activity, rotational mechanism
Source: RefSeq, a predicted model, not a curated record
GAUUGUUACAUUCAAUUGAGCAGCUAAUAAUUUUUAAGUUGUGAGAUAUUCUAACCUAUUGAAAAAAAAUAUAGAAGAAUUAUUCUGAAUAAUUAAAAUGGGAUGCAAUGCGAGCAAUCAUCGUUGCGAAACAAUGUCUAUGUACCAAAUGUUUCUGCCCUACGACUCGGCCUAUGAAAUAACAGCAAUUUUGGGAGAGUCUGCUCUUGUCGAAUUCAGAGAUUUGAACUCAGGAACGUCGUCUCACAAUAGACUAUUCAAAAAAGACGUACAGAGAUGUGUGAAAAUUGAGCAGAAAUUGGAAUUCAUCACAACCGAAAUGAAGAAGGAUGACAUCAAGCCGGAGAAAAGAAAGUUUUGGAUCGAAGACGACGAGCCAUUUGCGCCAAAUCCUACUGAGUUGUUUGAUGUUGAGGUAAAAACAUGCUUUCCAAUGAAUUAUUGUUCUGAAACUGAAACCGUAAAAAACCAUUGGAUUUUAUGGGAGUGUUCACACUACCCUACUCUGCCAGUCUGUGACCACACCAAUACCACAGCUAGAAUCUCAUUAGAAAUCAGUGCUCCAGCAUUUGAGGCAGUGGUAUGA